Helianthus annuus (common sunflower) is the source of this 382-nucleotide messenger RNA. Its product is annotated as glycosyltransferase BC10-like. The record is from RefSeq and is a predicted model, not a curated record. The transcript is spliced from 3 exons. Bases 90 to 338 code for a protein of 82 amino acids. Lineage: Eukaryota; Viridiplantae; Streptophyta; Magnoliopsida; Asterales; Asteraceae.
UUUUAUUUCCAGUUUGUUUAGUCGCAUUAUUUUGAGUUUUGAUAUAGAAAGAGUUCGUGGAAAUAAUAACAUAUUCGGUGGUGUUACAAAUGGAUAUUUUGCUUUCACUAAGGAACACCAGUAACCGUGUGGAUACAGGUGCAUUGCCUCCAUUUCAGUUCAGCUAUUUGAGAAAUAGGAAAUCAUUAUCUGAGUUUUGGCGGGAUUGUCCUAUUCUGGCUGAUAAUUCAAAGGAGCAUAAUUGCAUGCCUUAUGAACAUUAUACCGCAACAUUACUUGCAGUAUGUUCAUAUUAUCAGUAUAUUUGUAUUCUAUCUUCAAGAAAUACAAGCAACUAACUUCGCUUACCAUUAUGUUCAUCAUUUGUAAACUGGCUUAAAAU